AUGUAUUGGGUUACACCUUUCAUAGUUUUCAAUUUAUUACAAUCUAUGGAGUUCUGCAUGAGAAUGGUUCCGCCUGAUGACGUUAGCAUUACUACGGAAGGACCAACUAUCGUGACCGAAGCAACGACAGAGCCGGUGGUAGAAGCAACGACAGAGCCGGUGGUAGAAGCAACGACAGAGCCGGUGACAACAGAAACAGUAACAGUAACCGAAACUGACUCAACAACUGCUGCAGCCGAAGAUUGUUCAAUGUGUGACAUAGAUGCUAUUACUUUAAAAACAGUUGAAGGGGACAAAUAUCCGCUUACUUUUUCACAACCAACAACACCAACAGGAGAAGAUUGCAUAGAGCAAAACUUGUUUUGUGGACCUCCAGUCGGAAUGACUUGUCCCGACGUAACAGUAUAUGGUGUUCUUUCGAUAUGUAAACACGUAUGGCACAGGUGGAUUUUAGAAAAAUGGCAUUGCGGCGGAUUUUUGAAAAAUGUGCCGCAAUGCCAUUUUUCAAAAAUCCGCCGCAAUGCCAUUUUUCAAAAAUCCGCCGCAAUGCCAUUUUUCAAAAAUCCGCCUAAAUUGGUGCUAUUUGGUGCUACAUCGGUGCUAUUUGGUGCUCCAUUGGUGCUAAAUUGGGGCUAUUUGGUGCUCUAUCGGUGUUAA
This is a messenger RNA of Caenorhabditis elegans, 657 nucleotides long. RefSeq lists its product as uncharacterized. The record is from RefSeq and is marked reviewed. NCBI's taxonomy places the organism in Eukaryota, Metazoa, Nematoda, Chromadorea, Rhabditida, Rhabditidae. Bases 1 to 657 code for a protein of 218 amino acids. The transcript has 5 exons.